Molecule: messenger RNA, 1032 nt
Organism: Chelonus insularis
Lineage: Eukaryota; Metazoa; Arthropoda; Insecta; Hymenoptera; Braconidae
Exons: 3
Coding region: 43-1032 (329 amino acids)
Source: RefSeq, a predicted model, not a curated record
ACUUAAUUUAAAUAAAGAAAAUAAUUAUUUUUGGAUAUCAAUAUGAUUAAAAAAAUAAUUAAUGCGAUAAAACUAGUCCUAGUUAUUCUUCUGGUCUUCUCAUUAAAUGUUAAGAGUUUAGAAUCCAGUGAAGAUUAUUUAAAAAAUGUGAUGGUUGAACUUCAAGGAUUAAAAUCCUCGCCAUCAUUUGUGCAAGUUUAUCCUAAUGUUCAUGAUACACACUAUCUAGCUGGUAAAAGAUUAUCUGGAUCCAAUUCUAUUUCAUCAAUACCAAAUGCUGUACCAGCAGUAAUUUACCACGAAAAUGUUCCAAAAAUUCAAACUAUUAGAUUUACUCCGAAAAAGGUUGAGCCAGUAGAUAUGAUGGAAAGUGCCUCGAGUAAUCAGUACUAUCAGCAAGUUCCACGUCCAAUAAUUGUCCCAGAACCAUCAAAGUUAGACUCUCCAUUGGGUUACACGAAAAAUGAAUUAGCUGCGAUGUAUAAACAAGCUUUGGAAUCUGGAAGUGCUAUUAAUUUAUCUGUAUUAAAAAAUACUCUGGAUUCUGGACAAAUUCCAUCAAUUGUUGAUAAUCAUCUUCAGUUUCCAACCAAUCAACAGGCUGCCUAUGCAUACUACUUUUACCCUCUGAAAACAUUCAUAAAUAAUCUUCAGGAUAAUUAUGGUUAUAAAACGAUUAGUGAUUAUUACCCGCAUCAUUCAUCUUCAGUUUUAGAUUCGCAGAAGCAAAUAGUAAUAAAUCCACUGUUUAUGGCAAUAAGUAGUUUCGUUGGUAUGGCUCUGCUUUUCAUGUUUGGUGUAAUAGUUCUACCUAGAAUCUUUGGAGAAUUUAGAUCUCGACUGGUCCAUGAUGAGCUAAUGGAUUUAACUAAAACUGUGACAGAGGCUAUUGAUAAUUAUAGUCCAACAGUAAGACCAAAGUUAGAACAUGAAGUGGUGGGAAUCAGAACUAGACCAGGACAUCGGUCGAGGAGAAAAAAACCUCAUCGUAGUAGCUAUGUUGUGAAUACUUCAAUGGGAGGAAGUCUAUGA